UCUAGUACGCACGGCCUUCCUAUAUAGGCAUAGAUGCAACGAUUCGGCGCUGCUGUGGCAUAGGCCUUGUAAAUAUUAUUGUAUUCAUCUAAUUGGGUAAUCCAUCACUGUUGGACUGGCCGUGACCGUGUCUGGGACCAGGACCAAAAUACUUUGAUAGUCUCAUUACCAAAUUGGUUGAUCCCAUUAUUAGUUAGUUACACAGUACGGAGUACGGAGUACAGUCCAGCCACUUCCCCCUUUCAGAUCGUCCCGGUGCAAUUUCCUCAUUAUUGGCGCCACCACAGCACCCGUGCCUGAUUGCGACGUUGAUUGUUUUCCAGAUCCCCAGCUUCUAACACGAAGCUAACCUCAGAGCUUUCCCAGGCCCCUGCCAGUGGUGGACCAGCUUUCCAACAGGCCUUAAUAUUCCAGAGGGAUCCGCAUGGAUGCCUUUGCCAACGCCUCCGAAGUCCAAACGGGCCGAAGCUAUUGAUGACUCCGGUAUUGAUCCCGAUUCCGAACGUCCUCUUCUACACUCCCGACGCUCGUCUGGACUUAGCCAGACCUCGAGGACCUCGCAGCGACAGGGCGUCCCCUGUCGUCCCUCUGACAACAACUGCCUCAAUGGCUUAAACUCGAAGAGUUCCUCCAAGCAAAGACCUUCCGUAAGAUUCUCGCGUCAACACCACGACAAGGGUGAAUCCACGGACGAGUCUGACGAGGACGAAACAAUGACCACCAAUCGGCCUCCCUCGAACCGGAUAGGGGAUCGCCGGUCCAAGUCACAGGUGCCCUUGUUGAGGAAGGAUGAGGAACGGGGCCGGCGGCUGAGCAGUCCAGUUUCUGCUGAUGGCAAUGAGGUGACUCGGCCUAGUUAUAUGACGAGGAGGAGGUCGGCAUUGAGAAGUAGAACUCCUGAGUAUGACCCUCAAAAUGCUACACGGAGGAAAUACUAUAUCGCCUCAUUCUUCCUCGUGGUGAGCUUGGUGAGUUUUGUCGUCCAGACGGAAACGGCUGUUUAUAUUCAGCAUAACUUAGGAUGGGAGAAACCGUACUGCAUGCUUUAUUUAACCCAUGGAUCUUGGAUUUUCCUUUGGCCUAUGCAAUUGCUGUUACUCCGAAUCCAGAAACGUAAACUUUCAUGGGAUGCAUUUUGGAGACGGCAUGUCUAUCUUCUCCGGACCACGGCGCAGAUGGUCGAAUCCCGUAAUCUUCACCUCACCACCCGAGACCUCCAUCACUCACCAAUCCCUUACAUACUCCGAACCACUGCACUGAUUACAACCGCGCUGACUGUUGCCGGUGGUUCAUGGUACGUCGCCGUCAACUUAACGACCGCGAGCGAUCUGACGGCAAUUUACAAUUGUUCUGCCUUUUUUGCCUACGCCUUUUCCAUUCCACUCCUUAAUGACAAACUACGAUUCGACAAAGUAUUUUCUGUCGUCGUUGCCAUCAUUGGUGUGCUUGUUGUUGCCUAUGGGCCUUCUAGCCCUCCUCCGGAAAAUGGAGGUGAUGCAGCCCAAGAUGCAAAGGAUGCGUCGAGCAGAGCUCUGGGCAACAUCAUCAUCGGUGUGGGUAGUAUUCUUUACGGUUUAUAUGAGGUCUUGUAUAAGAGAAUGGCUUGUCCUCCGGAAGGCACAAGCACGGGGCGUGGUGUGACAUUCGCAAAUACUUUUGCAAGUCUGAUCGGGGCCUUCACGUUAUUUGUCCUCUGGAUACCCUUGCCGGUUUUCCACAUUCUUGGUAUUGAGACGUUCGAGUUGCCGCGCGGCCAAGCGGCAAGUCUUCUACUCAUAUCCGUGAUUGCAAAUGCUACAUUCUCCGGCUCCUUCCUUGUCCUUAUCUCCCUAACCUCCCCCGUGUUAUCCUCAGUCGCCGCCCUCCUCACAAUCUUCCUGGUCGCCAUCGUCGACUGGAAGUUAACGGGUAUACCCCUCAGCUCCGCCUCGAUAUACGGGGGCAUCCUUAUCAUCAUUGCCUUCUUGCUCCUUAGCUGGAGUACAUAUCGUGAGUUAGACGAAGAUAGACGGAAACGAUCAGCCGACAAUAGACCGGAUUCUGAAAGUGAUGUGUAAUUUAAUUUAAAAGCAAUUCGCACAUCACACACCACCAGAGCCUAAGAUGAGAAGUUGUAUGUACAAUGCAUUGCAGGUGAAAUUGAGGAAUGUUUGAUCGAUAUGAAAGCAUACACAUACCCUUAUGCGAUUCCCCAUGUGUCAGAUGGGGAAAUCUGGUACGCAUGAGUCACACUGCAGAUUUAUCAAAAUACUAUGAGAAUCUGCCUUGUCCUUUUCGUCUUCUUUUAUUGUCCCCUUACGCCCAUUUAUAUAUUCUGAUUAGUUCAUGACCUCCCUCAUUUUCCCUGCUCCUCUUCUUUUCCCUUUUUAUUUCCUCAUUUCAUAUCGAACCCCCUUUUUAUGUGACAUGACAUAAAGGAAGAUUUUUAACAAGGAAGAAAAAAACCCAACAUAUUUUAACAUUGUUACUGGGCGGCUAUAUUCACUCACAUUCGUAUAUCAUGUUCAUUUCUCAACCCUUUUUCCCACCACAGGAUCUAGAUAAAUUUUCUUUUCUUGGGUAUUUUAACUUUUUCUUUCUUUUCCAGUAUCACUCCUUUUUUUCAUUCUCAUUUCCUUGAUCUCGUCAACUUUGUAUUUUAUAUAUAUUUAGGUACCUUGACUACAUAGCGUAUAACAUGCAAGGACAAGAACGAUCAAGCCUUUCGCCCUCAUAGCGGCGUUGCUACGCCGCACACCUUCACACCUGGGACUGUGUGUGGAAACUCCCGAGCGUCAUUAACUCCCUCCCACACAAACCCCAUACGCGUAUUUUUUUCUUCCGUUGGCCUUUUUUUCUUUCUUAAUCUUCCUCCAUCCUCCCACCCCCCCUUUUUUGGCAUAAACUGAUUCACAAAAACCCUUGCAGAAAUAUCCCCUGACGCUCAGAUUUUCUGCGCUAUGUAUUAAAUUGCUUUCCAUGGUCGUUGGCUAUUUAUUACCUUACCCUCUUUCUCCUCCCUUUUUCGUUUGUGGGGUGAUAGUCCACAUGUUUUUAUCAUGUAAGUAAGGAAUUUUUGCCGUUGAAUUACUUUAUUUUAGGACUUAUUUUAUCCGCCGGGUUUUCUUUUUUCUUUAUAUAUAUAUAUAUACACUCACUUGCCUCUAGUCCGACGGUUCUAUGUACAUACCCUUUGUUUCCGCCCGUGCUACCCUUCUUUCUUUCAUUUUUUGAAAUGUACACGCACAUGUACGUACAUCGUUACCGCGAGAAUAGGGUGAAAUCACACUUGGUUCUCUCUUGUGGAAUUUGAUAUACUUUGGAUCACCCGAGGAGGGAAGGGGUGUGCUGAGGGAGGGUUGUUGAAUUUGUUUGGUGAUAGAUCUUUAGAUAUAGAUGGGUGGAUGGCGUGGUUCGCUGUUUUAGAUAUAUGUAUGUAUGAAAGAUAUAUUCGUAGGGAGCAUACGUCGUUAACUAAUUUAGAG
Blastomyces dermatitidis ER-3 is the source of this 3464-nucleotide messenger RNA. RefSeq lists its product as uncharacterized. NCBI's taxonomy places the organism in Eukaryota, Fungi, Ascomycota, Eurotiomycetes, Onygenales, Ajellomycetaceae. The record is from RefSeq and is a predicted model, not a curated record. The coding region runs from base 429 to 2057 and encodes 542 amino acids. The transcript is spliced from 3 exons.